GUCAAAUGCCAUAAAUUCAAUUAGAAUCAAGGAGUUGAAACUGAACGAUCGAGUAAGUACUUUUGGUAUACUCUUUGAACUGCAAAUAUAUUAUUAGUAUAAAUAAUUAUUAAUUUCUGGUAAUUUAUUUCCCUAUCAAUACCAAUGUAAAAGAAAAGUUGAGAUAUCUUUUGACAAAUGUAUCUAUGAGUGACUAUGAUGGAAACUUCAUUAAAACAGAGAGAUGUAUUUGAAUAGAAUCCAUUGAAUACAAAUCAUCAUAAAUGGUAUAUUUUCUUUAUUUGGGAAACAUAAUUAAAACCAUUAACAAAGAAGAUGCAACUUCUCUUAGACCAAAUCCUUUUAGUCUUUGUUUUAUAUAACAACUACCGUUUUCUUACACACGAGUUAAAAAAAAACAUAGAUGAUGAAACCAGUUCCAAGGCUUUGGGUUGUCAUCCCGGUUACGUUUGUGUUUUGUCUCUUCGUUCUGUUUCAACUCCAGAUAUCAAACUUGUUCGGAAAAAAUCUCCAAAUCACUCAUCAAGUAAACAACUUCUUCAUCUCCAUCGCUUCUUCAUCACACCAUCAAACCCCAAACCCCACCAGAUUUGCGAAUGAGAGCGAUGGAAACAGAGCAAAACAGCCCCAAGAAGAAGAAACUUGUGCAGGAAGGUACAUAUAUAUGCACAACAUCCCAAGCAUAUUCAACGACGACAUCAUUCAAAACUGUAAAACACUCAUCAAAUGGUUCACCAUGUGUCCCUUCAUGGUCAAUUCCGGCCUCGGCUCCCAGGUUUCACUAUCCGAUAACAAGGCAGCUCGUGUCUUAACCUCCAAAACCGGUUCUUGGUACGCAACAAACCAGUUCUUGCUAGCGGUUAUCUUCCGUGAGAGGAUGAAACAUUACGAGUGUUUGACCAACGAUUCAUCUCUAGCCUCAGCGUUCUACGUCCCAUACUACGCAGGUUUUGACGUGAGCCGUCACCUCUGGGGAUACAACACAACGGUUAGAGACGAAUUGGGUAUAAAGCUGGCUAAAUGGCUUAGAGAGAGACCCGAGUGGAGGAAGAUGAACGGUAGAGAUCACUUCUUUGUAACAGGACGGAUCGGUUGGGACUUCAGGAGAGGUUUAGAUGAUGAUUCAGCGUGGGGAAGCAAACUGAUGCUGUUACCAGAGUUUGCUAACAUGACGAUGUUAUCGAUAGAAACCACUGCUUGGACUAAUGAGUUUGCGGUUCCUUAUCCUACUUACUUCCAUCCCAAGAGCUUGUCCGAGGUUAGGAGAUGGCAGAAGAAAGUGAAGAAUGUGAAGAGGAGGUACUUGUAUUCGUUUGUUGGAGCUCCAAGGCCUAACAUGGAUGGAUCUAUAAGGGGUGAGAUUAUAAAGCAAUGCCUUGCGUCUCACGGUAGGUGCAAGUUUCUUGAUUGUAAUAAAGGUCAAGAUUGCGAUAACCCGGUUACGGUGAUGGAAGUGUUCCAACGUUCGGUUUUCUGUUUACAACCUAAAGGAGAUUCGUAUACUAGAAGAUCGAUAUUUGAUUCGAUUUUGGCCGGUUGCAUACCGGUUUUCUUCCAUCCCGGUUCGGGUUAUAACCAGUAUAUGUGGUAUUUUCCAAAGGAUUAUACCAAGUACUCGGUUUACAUACCGGAGAAAGGGAUGAAGGAUGGAACGGUUAGUCUUAGGAGUUUGUUGGGUAGGAUUGAUUGGGGGAGUAUUGUGAGGAUGAGGAAUGAAGUUGUGAAGAUUAUACCGAAGAUAAUAUACACUAAACCGGGAUUGGUUGGACCGGAGAAGAUUGAUGAUGCGUUUGAGAUUGCAUUGGAUAGGGUUGUUGAGAGGGUAGCAAUGGUUAAGAGGAUGAUGGAAGAAGGGAAAGAUCUUCAGAGUGAGUAUUCACAGACUAGGGACUUGAAAAAACUUGAGUGAAAAUCACAUGGAAGAAAUUGGUUUUUUGUUGUUGUUGUUAUUAUAUUUUGUUAGAUUUAUAAGAAAGGUGAGUGAAAAUCAUAUAGUAACAUGUUGGAAGAAGAUAAACAGAUUGCUUAAGACUUUGUUAUAGCAAAUAGCAUGCUCAAAAUGCAUUAUAUGCAUAAUUACAUAUUUCUCUCUU
Molecule: messenger RNA, 2093 nt
Organism: Brassica napus (rape)
Lineage: Eukaryota; Viridiplantae; Streptophyta; Magnoliopsida; Brassicales; Brassicaceae
Product: probable xyloglucan galactosyltransferase GT12
Exons: 1
Coding region: 404-1909 (501 amino acids)
Molecular function (GO): glycosyltransferase activity
Source: RefSeq, a predicted model, not a curated record